AUGGGCUUUAAUCCAGGGGACUCGUCCUGCUCGCUUCCUCUGCAGGCUAUCCCCAUCCCCAUAUCCGUUCCUCACCCGCUGACGCCGCAGGAGCGGCAAGUGCAAGUCAUCCGGGCAUACACCACCACCGGCGUGCGCAUGGCGGCCGCAGCCGCCGGAGCAGCCGGGACCGCCGGGGCUAUUGGAGCUGUCCCGAGCUCGUCCCAAAGUCCGUUCCUGCCUCGACCCCAGACGGGCUUCAAGCCGCUCGAGUUCCGCCGAAUCGAGCGCACUUACAAAACAUAUGGAGCCGCUCCCGCAGCAUCGAGCGAGAUCCCACCAGAGACCAUUUUGGCGGGCCGGGUCGUCUCGGUCGCCCAGAUCAUGGCAAACCCACAAAUUCCCCAAAACUCGAGCCAAAUCUUGUCAGGAUCCAGGAUCGAGCCCAGUCGCCGACCGGCCAUGCCGCCGCGGACCCUUGUGCUGUCGUCUGCAAGCCUGGUCCGGAUCGAAGACGACCUCUUGGCCGACGAUGACGAGCUCGACAGCGACGACGAGCCGGCUUCCGCAAGCGAGAUCAUCAAGUGCCCGACCGUCAGCGCCAAGGAUCUGUACGAGUCCAUGUUCGACCACGACCAGCGGCUCACCGGCUGGUGCUCGUCCCCAGGCGCCGACGACAUCUUCUCGCUCAUACCCGAGAUUGCCACCGCAACCUAUCGCUACGUUACCCCAGAAACCAGGCCCGAAGACUUGCUCGUCGGGUCUGAGCCGUCUGUGGUCUCGGUCAGUCCAGUCGUAGACUCGAAUGCGCAGAAAUGGAAGAAGAAAGCCAACCGCAAGCGAAGCAUGCCCAUGCCCAUCCUGAGAGCCACUCUCGAUGACUGUGAUGAACCGUGGUCGUCCUCGAGGCCGCAGUCGGCCGAAUCGAUUCUGGGCGAGUUGCUUCCAGAUGCCAGCGAAGAAAGGUAUGAUCCAAGCGGCGACAAAGCAAAACAGGACCCUGCCAACACCAAUGGACCCACGGACGACGCCGGUGCUCUGUUGGAGGACGACACUGCGCUUUCGCAGUCGAGCGAGGUGAGUGUGCUGCUUUCUCCAAGCGAAAUCGAUCCCAAACAGAAGCCGACGCUUCAGCGACACCACGACCGGCCAUCUCCGGUGCAGCAUCACACAUGCGAUGUGCCCGCCUCGCAAGCUCGCACGACUAGCCGCCCGCUGACAGCCGGCAGUCGCCGAGUCGUCAUCAUGAAAGAAGAUGCCCAACAGUCCAUCAAACUCGUUCCCCAGAUUGGUCCGGGGCUCAUCCCGGGCCGCCCUCCAGCACCGACCCCGGCUCGGAUGCCCUCCGAGGCAGCUCGGUUAGGCUCGGAGCUGUCUCAAGACAUCCCGGAUCCGGGCAAUCCCGAGCACCACACGGCUUCCCAGACUCCUCUAGUCCCCGCCAUCCCUGUCAGCGAAUCCUCUGUCAACAAUGCCAUUCUCAACGGGCCCUUUGGUCCGACAAAGUCCAAGCGAGCGGGUCCCCGUUCCAAGAUCGAUACUUGCUCCAGCUUUCCGGCGGCAUCAGAAAACAUGGCGAGUCUGCGCAAGCGCCUGAUGCUCAGCGGUCUGUCGCUCUCCAAAUCUUCUCGCGGUCGGCUCUCCCAGGACUUUCGGCUCAAUCCAGCAACCACGGUCAUCACCGGUCGCAAGUACCUGUCCGAAACACAUUCGGGCUCGCUCAUGGACCCAAUCUUGGGCAAAGGAUCCAAGCACCAGGGCCUGAGCUCUGCCGAGCUGCUCGGCAGCAGCACGAGCGGCAUGAACACCCCGAACUCCCGGGGGCUCCCGAUGAUCCAGCAGUCCUCGUACACGAACCUGUGUCUAUCGUCGGAUUCGGGUGCUGAGAGCCGCGAUGCCGGUUCUUCCGACUCGUCCGGCUCGCUGGCGCUAUCCAUUUCUCGGCCGUCGACGUGCAAGGCUGGACCAACUCCCAGGGACAGCCCUGCUGGUUACAAGUCGCUGUCGGGCCCAGGCGACACUGGCAGCGCUCUUGACGGUCGCAACUCUCUCCGGGCUCUGAGUCUGGAGCGACUAGUGGGCCCGAGCAAGAAGGGCCAUGGCCGCGGAGCCGUUGUCGGUAAGCUGACUCCUGGGGAUCUGCAGUCCUCUCCAUCCGUUUUCUAUCUCGGCUACGAGCCGACAAAGUUCAAGCAUCAGAUUCGAAAGCUCUCGCAAAACGGGUUUGUGCUCUGUCCGCCCCCGCCACCUCCGAACCCCGGGAACACUGCUGGAGCCCUGCGGGUCGAUCACCCGCUUCGAGGAGCCGACGUUGACGCCGACGACGCCGACGACGACAGACACAUGGACCAGUUCAAGGAGCUUCGUGCCUUUCUGCAGAUGCAUGGCGGGCUUUCCACCUCGCCGCCUGACAAUCGGCAGUUCCGGCAGGAGAUGCAGCUCAAUCGAGUGCGUGCCUGCAACUGA
Polychytrium aggregatum is the source of this 2445-nucleotide messenger RNA. RefSeq lists its product as uncharacterized. The record is from RefSeq and is a predicted model, not a curated record. Bases 1 to 2445 code for a protein of 814 amino acids. Lineage: Eukaryota; Fungi; Chytridiomycota; Chytridiomycetes; Polychytriales. The transcript has a single exon.